Molecule: messenger RNA, 4618 nt
Organism: Meriones unguiculatus (Mongolian gerbil)
Lineage: Eukaryota; Metazoa; Chordata; Mammalia; Rodentia; Muridae
Gene: Wdr17
Product: WD repeat domain 17
Exons: 30
Coding region: 219-4139 (1306 amino acids)
Molecular function (GO): protein binding
Source: RefSeq, a predicted model, not a curated record
GUGGAGGGUGGGCGGAACCCUCCUCCGGCUCAGGGAUGCUCAGGGCAGCCCCACCCCUGACAGCUGAGUAGGCGCGAGUUGAGAGUGGCGGGUGCGCUGGCCCGGGCGUUCCCUCUGGCCUUUCCUGCUUCAGCACCUGCCUCACUCUACAGCUGCAAGCUGCUCGCCUCCAGGCGCUGACAAUUCUCCAGCUGACUUGAUUAAAGCGCAAACAGUCUAUGGCUUGGAUGACUUGCGUUUCACAUUGGUUUGAGCAAGAUGAUUGGUAUGAAGGACUACAAAGAGCGACAAUGUCCCAGGUCAGGCAAGUGGGCCUGCUGGCUGCUGGGUGUCAGCCCUGGAACAAAGAUGUGUGUGCUGCCAACGGAGACCGGUUUGCAUACUGCGCAACUCUGGCCAUCUAUAUCUACCAGUUGGAUCACCGUUAUAAUGAAUACAAGCUUCAUGCCAUCAUGUCAGAACAUAAAAAAACAAUCACAGCAAUCUCAUGGUGUCCACAUAACCCCGACCUGUUUGCAAGCAGCAGUACUGAUAACUUAGUGAUCAUCUGGAAUGUCGCAGAGCAGAAAGUCAUCGCUAAACUUGACAACAUCAAAGGGGCACCUGCCUGUCUUGGCUGGUGCUGGAACACAAAUGAUGCUGUGGCAUUUGUUUCUCAGAAAGGCCCACUGCUCAUUUGGACCAUCUCUGGACCAGAUAGUGGAGUAUCUGUACACAAAGACGCUCAUAGUUUUGUGUCUGAUAUAUGUAUAUUUCGAUGGCACACCCAAAAGAAGGGAAAAGUUGUAUUUGGUCAUACUGAUGGAAGUAUAUCAAUUUUUCAGCCCGGUAGUAAAAAUCAAAAACACAUCCUGAAACCUGAACCUCUUGAAGGAACAGAUGAGGAGGAUCCAGUUACAGCCCUGGAGUGGGACCCACUAUCCACUGAUUAUCUUCUGGUGGCUAAUUUGCACCAUGCGAUUCGUCUCCUGGAUUCUGAGUCACUUUAUUGCAUCACAACAUUUAAUUUUCCCAGUGCAGCAGUGUCUGUGCAGUGCCUAGCUUGGGUUCCGAGUGCUCCAGGCAUGUUUAUAACUGGAGAUUCUCAAGUGGGUGUUUUACGUAUUUGGAAUGUUUCAAGAACAACACCUAUCGAUAAUUUUAAAAUAAAGAAAACUGGAUUUCACUGCUUACAUGUAGUUAAUUCUCCUCCAAAGAAAAAAUUUUCAGUCCAGUCUUCAGACAAAAAUCACUAUACAUCUUCCACAAGUGAAGCAGUUCCACCGAAUAUGACACAGAAUCAAGCAUUUUCUCUUCCUCCUGGUCAUGUGGUAUGCUGUUUCCUGGAUGGUGGAGUUGGGCUUUAUGACAUGGGAGCCAAGAAGUGGGAUUUUCUUAGAGAACUGGGACAUGUGGAAACUAUAUUUGACUGCAAAUUCAAACCCAAUGAUCCAAAUCUUUUAGCAACAGCUUCAUUUGACGGCACUAUAAAAGUUUGGGAUAUAAACACGUUGACAGCAGUGUAUACUUCUCCUGGUAAUGAAGGGGUCAUUUUUGCUCUUUCAUGGGCUCCAGGUGAUUUAAAUUGCAUUGCUGGGGCAACUUCCCGAAAUGGUGCUUUUAUUUGGGAUAUUCAAAAAGGCAAGAUUAUACAGCGAUUUAAUGAGCAUGGAAAAAAUGGAAUAUUCUACAUUGCCUGGAGUCAUAAAGAUUCUAAAAGAAUAGCAACCUGCAGUGGUGAUGGUUUUUGUAUUAUUUGGACAAUUGAUGGUAAAGUACUGCACAAGUACAAACACCCAGCUGCCGUGUUCGGUUGUGAUUGGAGCCAAAACAACAAAGACAUAAUAGCCACUGGCUGUGAAGACAAAAAUGUUCGUGUCUUUCAUGUAGCCACCGGCUCUAAUCAGCCACUGAAAGUGCUUAGUGGGCACACAGCAAGAGUGUUCCAUGUUAGGUGGUCUCCUCUGAGGGAAGGGAUUCUCUGCAGUGGUUCUGAUGAUGGCUCUGUUCGGAUCUGGGAUUAUACACAAGAUGCUUGCAUUAACAUUCUUAACGGCCACACAGCACCUGUGAGGGGAUUGAUGUGGAACCCUGAGAUUCCUUACCUCCUGCUGUCUGGAAGCUGGGACUAUACUAUUAAAGUCUGGGAUUCUCGAGGAGGAGUUUGCCUUGACACUGUGUACGAUCAUGGUGCAGACAUAUAUGGUUUAUCUUGCCAUCCAAGUCGCCCAUUCACCAUGGCUUCCUGCUCCCGCGAUUCUACAGUGAGACUCUGGUCAUUAAUACCUUUAAUCACCCCUUUACAAAUAAAUAUUCUGGCAGACAGAUCUUGGGAAGAAAUUAUCGGGAGCACUGAUAAUGCUGUAGAAAAAGGCACCCCUCCUCUACUGUGUGGGAAAGCAUCAAGAGACAUUAAACAAGAAGUAGAAAAACUAACGUGUAACCCUCGAAUGAAAAAACUAAGACUGUUUUCAGAAUGUUUAUCACCUCCAGGUGGCAGUGACAACUUGUGGAACUUGGUUGCUGUGAUCCAAGGGCAAGAUGAUAGCCUGCUUCCUCAGGACUACUGCAAAGGCGUGAUGCACUUGAAGCACCUCGUUAAAUUUAGAACAUCCAAAGCCCAAGAACUAACAACAAUCAAGAUGUCUAAAUUUGGUGGUGGUAUUGGCGCACCUACUAAGGAGAAAAAGCUGAAGGAAGCUGCUGAAAUUCACCUGAGACUAGGACAAAUUCAGAGAUACUGUGAACUUAUGGUGGAACUUGGAGAGUGGGACAAAGCCUUGUCAGUUGCACCUGGAGUCUCUGUGAAAUACUGGAGGAAGUUAAUGCAGAGGAGAGCUGACCAAUUAAUUCAAGAAGAUAAGGAUGAUGUCAUCCCAUACUGUAUAGCCAUUGGUGAUGUGAAAAAACUUGUCAAUUUUUUUGUGUCCAGGGGUCAGCUCAAGGAAGCGCUGCUUGUGGCACAGGCUGCCUUUGAGGGAAAUAUUCAAACCUUACAUGUUUCUACACCAAGGAGAACUUCAUAUUCUGAUGAUAUCUACAGAGAAGACUUUAAUGAACUCCUACACAAAGUCAUACAUGAGCUGGCAGAAUGGUAUUUUCAGGAUGGCCGAGCAGUGUUGGCUGCAUGCUGCCAUCUCGCUGUAGAUGAUAUUGAGCUUGCUAUGGCAUACUUGAUCCGUGGGAAUGAACUAGAGCUGGCAGUCUCGGUGGGUACUGUCCUAGGAGAUCCUGCAGCCCAAGCCACUCAUUAUGCUCUGCAGCUUCUGGCAAGAAAAUGCAUGAUGAUUCCAAUGUGGAACUUGGCAGCUGAUCUUCUCCUGAUGACUCCUGACAAUGAAGUAGAUUUAGUGAAGCUCUGUGCCUUCUACCCAGGGUGCACUGAAGAAAUAAAUGAUCUCCACAAGAAGUGCAAGCUACCCCCAGCAGAAGAAUGCAUCCAGCUAGCUGAAACAGCCCAUGCAGAUGGCAAUGUAUUUGAAACCAUAAAGUAUUAUUUACUAAGCCAAGAACCCGAAAAGGCUCUUCCUAUUGGUAUUGAUUUUGUCAAAGGAUGGAUGAGUAACUCAAACUGGACCGUAGAUACCGUUUACCCUGUGCUUGACCUACUGAGUUACAUCCGUACUGAAAAGCUACUCUUGCAUACAUGCACUGAGGCUCGAAAUGAAUUACUCAUAUUAUGUGGGUACAUUGGUGCCUUACUGGCUAUCAGCAGACAUUAUCAAAGCAUUGUUCCUGCACUUUAUGAGUACACGAGUCAGCUAUUAAAACGCCGAGUGGUGUCAGUACCUUUAAAAAUCGAACAUCUCUCCAAGGAAUUGGAUGCAUGGAGAGCUUGCACACAGUUUGCCAACCAAUCGCCAGAAGAUUCUCCAUGUACUCCCCCUUCUGAUUCACAAAGAAUGGUUUAUGAAACUUUGUUAAAGAGACUGAAAGAAGAGCCACUCAAAGGAAUUACAGGACCUGAUUAUGUGACUGGAUCAAAUCUUCCAAGCCAUUCAGACAUUCACAUCUCUUGUCUUACUGGACUAAAAAUCCAGGGCCCCGUGUAUUUCCUGGAAGAUGGGAAAUCGGCUAUUUCUUUGAAUGAUGCUCUGAUGUGGGCAAAGGUGAAUCCAUUCUCACCUUUAGGAACUGGAAUACGACUCAAUCCAUUUUGACUGAAGAUUUUUCUUCAUACUUUGUAGUUUUGUAAAAAGAGAACUUGGGGUAUUUAUAACUUUGAUUUUGGUUGGGAGAUGGGUUGGUAUUGGAAAAUAUGAGGAAUAAUAUUAAAUUUUAUUAAUUUGAAAAAUAAAAUAUUUAUAUAAUUCCAAAGAAAAAUAUGUAUCUCAUUGAUAAAUGAUAUUACUUUUAUUUAUAAGGAAGUUUUAAAUUAAUUAUAAAGGGCUAAAUAAUCUGCAAAGCAGAUAGGCUUUAAAAGACAUGAAUGUCAACAAAAUACUGUACUGUUAAAAUAUUUAAACACAUAAAAUAGUACAUCAUUUAGAAGAUUUCUUGGCACAUAGGAGGUAUUUGAUGAAUAUUUAAAUGAAUAUCUUGAAAUAUCAAAAUUUAUGGAAUACACAGGUGAUUUCAAUUCAACAAGCUCCCAUAUGAUCAUUUAUAAUAAUUAGUUUCAAAUAAAUUUAUGUAAAUA